Molecule: messenger RNA, 306 nt
Organism: Microthlaspi erraticum
Lineage: Eukaryota; Viridiplantae; Streptophyta; Magnoliopsida; Brassicales; Brassicaceae
Source: the annotation of a GenBank genome assembly
AUGGCAUCAGGCUCAAUGUCUUCUUAUGGAUCUGGCUCAUGGACUGUCAAGCAGAACAAAGCCUUUGAGCGUGCUCUAGCAGUCUAUGACCAAGACACUCCUGACCGUUGGUACAAUGUUGCUAGAGCCGUUGGUGGGACGACACCAGAAGAAGCGAAGAGGCAGUAUGACCUUCUCGUGCGUGACAUCGAGAGAAUUGAGAAUGGUCACGUACCAUUCCCUGACUACAAGACUAACGGACGCAACAACACCAACGGCAGGCUUCGUGAUGAGGAGAAAAGGAUGAGAAGCAUGAAGCUGCAGUGA